Labrus mixtus (cuckoo wrasse) is the source of this 1606-nucleotide messenger RNA. RefSeq names its product putative gonadotropin-releasing hormone II receptor. The transcript has 4 exons. Gene Ontology annotation, molecular function: peptide binding; gonadotropin-releasing hormone receptor activity. Lineage: Eukaryota; Metazoa; Chordata; Actinopteri; Labriformes; Labridae. Gene Ontology annotation, cellular component: membrane. Bases 237 to 1517 code for a protein of 426 amino acids. The record is from RefSeq and is a predicted model, not a curated record. Gene Ontology annotation, biological process: G protein-coupled receptor signaling pathway.
UGAGACGCACUGGACGCGCUGGAUGGCAGAGGAGCCGGACAGCUGUAACCUGCUGCCCUGCAGAGCCAAACAGCAGUCUAUUUGUUGAAUACAAGCGGACACUAUCAGCGACCAAGCUCCCUUCUUACUGGAAUUUGUUUGGAGUCCAGCACGUGCGUAAAAGGCUAAACGCACAGCUCUCUCUUUUGCACUUGGAGUGCUGAUCUUCAUGCUGGAUGAGCAGAAUGCCUUAGAAGAUGAACACCUCUCUGUGUGACUCUGCAGCCACCAUGUAUCAUCUGACCACAGACCACCAGCCGAAUGCCAGCUGCAACUUCUCCACACCUCCGUCCAACUGGACAGCUGGGGGCGGCGCCCUGCAGCUGCCCACUUUCACCACAGCAGCCAAGGUCAGGGUCAUCAUCACAUGCAUGCUCUGUGGUGUUUCAGCCUUUUGUAACUUGGCUGUUCUGUGGGCAGCUCACAGCGAUGGGAAGAGAAAAUCUCACGUCAGGGUGCUGAUUAUGAACCUGACAAUGGCUGACCUGCUGGUGACCUUCAUCGUCAUGCCGGUGGAUGCCGUGUGGAACAUCACAGUCCAGUGGCUGGCAGGGGACUUUGCCUGCAGGCUGCUGAUGUUUCUGAAGCUGCAGGCGAUGUACUCCUGCGCCUUUGUCACCGUGGUGAUCAGUCUGGAUAGGCAGUCAGCCAUCCUUGACCCUCUGGCUAUCAACAAGGCCAAAACCAGGAACAGAGUCAUGCUGACUGUGGCGUGGGGCAUGAGUGUUCUGCUGUCAGUCCCUCAGAUAUUCCUGUUUCACAAUGUGACCAUCAUCCAUCCCGAGGACUUCACUCAAUGCACCACACGAGGAAGUUUUGUCACUCACUGGCAUGAAACAGCCUACAACAUGUUCACCUUUUCCUGCCUGUUCUUGCUCCCAUUGGUCAUCAUGAUCACCUGUUACACCAGGAUCUUCUUUGAGAUCUCCAAACGACUGAGAAAGGACAACUUGCCCACCAAUGAAGUUCAUCUGCGGCGGUCAAAGAAUAACAUCCCUAGAGCACGGAUGAGGACUCUCAAAAUGAGUAUUGUGAUCGUCUCGUCCUUCAUUAUCUGCUGGACUCCGUACUACCUGCUGGGCCUGUGGUACUGGUUCUUUCCAGACGACCUGGAGGGGAAGGUUUCCCACUCACUCACACACAUCCUGUUUAUUUUUGGGCUUGUCAACGCCUGCCUAGACCCCAUCAUCUAUGGCCUUUUCACCAUUCACUUCAGAAAGGGGUUCCGGAGGUAUUUCUGCAACGCCACCACAGCGACAGAGCUGGAUAAUAACACGGUUGUAACUGAAUCUUUCUCCUGCGCUGCCAACUCUUUGCCAAUGAAAAAUGAGGUGAGGACUGUCAGUCAAGAGAGGUUCUUGUUGUCCAGUGACAACCAAAGCAACAGAGAGUCCUCAUCACCAAGAAGCAGCUUUUUAACAGCAAAUAAUGAAGCAGAGAGAGAUCCAAACCAGUCCAGCCUUGAGAGCAUUAUGUAGGAGUACAGACAAGAACUCUCUGAUUUAUAUUUAUGACUGUUGUAAGUUGUUUUAUUUAUUCAGAUUGAUUCACUGUUGAACUAUCUUUU